Molecule: messenger RNA, 813 nt
Organism: Merops nubicus (carmine bee-eater)
Lineage: Eukaryota; Metazoa; Chordata; Aves; Coraciiformes; Meropidae
Gene: TMEM81
Product: transmembrane protein 81
Exons: 1
Coding region: 1-813 (270 amino acids)
Source: RefSeq, a predicted model, not a curated record
AUGAAGACCACUGCUAACCCCACCAUGAAGAUCUUGAGGAACAGCCACAUCCUCGGGCUAUUUCUUUGUGCUUCCUGCCUCCCCCUGGCGCUUUCCCACACAGCAUUCACCAUCCCCCCAGAGCUGAAGUCGGCUGUGGUGAAGGUGCCCAUCAACGCCACCUCCUGCAGCGUCACCUGCGGGGUGGGCGUCAGGCUGGAGGAGAUCUGUGAGCUCAGCUCCACGGGGGAGAGGAGCAACUGCACCAUGCACAGGUCCCACUGCCUGGCCAGCUGGACCUGUGGCUUGCUCCACUUCACCAUCCCUGCAGGUGAACCCUUCCAGCUCAGCUGCCUGGCCUCGGACACGCUCAGCUUUGGGAGUGGAGCCUAUAGCUACACGUGGAAGCUUGCCCCAGGCCUCAUCACCACGAAUGAUCUGCUCUUCAAACCCUUCCAAAACCCCAGUGCUGUUCUCAGGUUCUCCCCUGCUGGGGAGGCCAAUGCAGGCACCUACAGGUGUGAUGUGCGCCUGUCCAGGACAGCCAAAGUCGUCGAGAGGAUCUACUUUGGGAUCAGAGUCAUCCAGAAAGACUUAGCAGACCUGGACUUUGAAAGGUCCUUGACUUGGGAACAGAAGUUAGCAGCCAAAGAGCAGGAGGGGAAGACAGAAAAUCCCACUCGUGGAGAAGUGCACCAGCAGCAGCACUUUCGGCAAGGGGGACUGGCUCAGGGCAGCUUGUUGGGAAUUGGAUGUGCAGGGAUGGCAAUUGUCCUGAUAAGCAUGGCUCUCUGCUCCUGGAAGAUUUUGAGGAGGAAAGCUGCAGAGUUAUGA